This is a messenger RNA of Crotalus tigris (Tiger rattlesnake), 5784 nucleotides long. Its product is annotated as copper-transporting ATPase 2-like. Lineage: Eukaryota; Metazoa; Chordata; Lepidosauria; Squamata; Viperidae. Gene Ontology annotation, biological process: monoatomic cation transport; copper ion homeostasis. The record is from RefSeq and is a predicted model, not a curated record. The transcript is spliced from 21 exons. Gene Ontology annotation, molecular function: copper ion binding; P-type divalent copper transporter activity; ATP hydrolysis activity. The coding region runs from base 239 to 4780 and encodes 1513 amino acids. Gene Ontology annotation, cellular component: membrane.
AGGCAGACAAAGGGUGGGGGAAAAAUUAAACCUAUUUGUAACCAUGCACAGCGGAGACAUAAUCUAUGGAUAUGGGAGAAGGCUAAAGUUUCAUGUAAUGAUCUAACCAAUCUGACCAUCCAGAGAGUAGGGAGGGCAGAGGAGGAGGAAUUUUUGCAAUACCAAAUGAAGCAACCACCGCUUUUUCAUUUGACGGUCAGUACCAUAAGGAGGUAGAAAAGCAAAGGAGAAAAGAAGAAUGUCUCUGAGAACAAGCCAGUCCUCAGUUGCAAUUCUAAACCACAAAAACGUUACUCUGGUUAAUUUUUGUAAAAGGCAGUCUUCUAAAAACAUGCAUAUGUUGCAAGAUAAUGAAUGUUGUAGGCAAGGAGCUCUUGUGAAAACUAAUGAUGUAUUUCCAAAAGAGAAAGACAUUUUCUCCAGGGACUUGCCAGGAACACUGGACAGCAGUGACAGACAGGCUGUGCCUCAUCACUUUUCUCCUAGCCACAUAUCAGCCUUGGCAAUGAAGCAGAAGCUGGCUUUUACCAACCUUAGCUUUGAGGACGAUUCGGAUUAUUCACCUUCUCUUCCUUCUCAAAUAAACACAACUACCAUUGAUCUUUCGGGUAUCACUUGCCAAGAAUGCAUCCAAUCCAUAGAGGACAAAAUUUCCAAGCUACCAGGAAUUGUGACUGUCAAGGGAUGUUUUGAGCAAAGCCAAGUAACAGUAAAAUAUUUGGAACUGGAAAUAGGCUAUCAGCAAAUCUGCCAGGAAAUUAAAAAACUGGGAUUUGAUGCCAAUGUUGCAGAGGCAGCCCAAUCUUCAGGCCAAUGGUCCAGUGAAGCUGUUAUUAAGGUGAAAAUAGAAGGCAUGACCUGUCAGUCUUGUGUCCAUGCUAUUGAAGAAAAUAUUGGGAAAUUACAUGGAGUGAAGAAAAUCAAAGUGACCCUCAACAACCAAGAAGCUAUCAUUGUUUACCAUCCCCUUAUUAUUAAACCUGAAGAACUAAAGAAUAGCAUAGACAGCCUGGGGUAUGAAUCCACCAUAAAGCAUAAGCAAGCCUCUUUGGAACUAGGUUUCAUUAAUGUUGAACGCUUACAGCAGAUGAAAAUGUCCAGUGAACAUAAUGGUGACAGAAAUACUGGGGACAACAUGGGAUCCAGUACAUGUGUUGCAGUAGUAGAAAUUGAAGGAAUGCAUGACAAAUCUUGUGUAAACGAUAUGGAAGGUUUGAUUUCAGAGAUGAUUGGAGUACAGGGUACCAGGGUAUCUCCGGAAGAAAAAAAGAUUACUGUGUGGUUCAACCAAAAACUCAUCACUCCAUCUUCAUUGCAGCAAUCCAUCCAAGCCAUUACCCCUGGUAACUUUAACCUAGUUUUUUCUUGUGGAAUGGAAGGCCAAAAUGGAUUAAUUAUCUCAAAUGCUGCCUCUUCUAUAUCUUCUUUCAGUCACCUUUCCCAAGAACAGGAGGCAAAUGGAUGUAGUACAGCUCUCCUUAGAAUUGAUGGAAUGACCUGCAAUUCUUGUGUAAACUCUAUUAAAGGCUCCCUAUCCCAAAAAAAAGGGGUGACGGACAUCUCUGUAUCUUUAAUUGAAGGUACUGCAGUUGUAUCUUACAAUUCCGUUAUGACUAACUCUGAAGAGAUACGAGCUGCUGUAGAAGACAUGGGAUUUGAUGCUUUUGUCCUAACAGAUGCAGUAAUUGGAAAACCUACUAAUGGAAGUAUAGAGCUGAGUGAGAUAACCUCUAUUUCCUGGAAAAACGAAGUCCCAGAACAGUCAUCUGAAGAUGUAUUUUUGCCAAAAAAGAAGUUGUGCACUAACUUUCCAGAAUUUUCCAGUAAAAGAGACACUGAAAAAUGUUUCCUGCUUGUAACAGGCAUGACUUGUACAUCAUGUGUUUCAAGUAUUGAGAAGAAUUUACAAAAAGAAGAUGGAAUAGUCUCUGUGCUUGUUGCCUUGAUGGCAGGGAAAGUGGAGGUAAUAUAUAAGCCAGAUAAAAUUCAGCCUCUUGAAAUAAUCCAGUUGAUUGAGAAAUUGGGUUUUAAAGCUUCAGUUUUACAAGAUUAUGCUGGGACAGACGGCAACAUAGAUCUUAAGAUUCUAGGGAUGACUUGUAGUUCAUGUGUUCAUAGCAUUGAAUCCAAGCUUACUGAAACACCUGGCAUUCUCUAUGCCUCUGUAGUCCUAGCCACUUCAAAAGCCCGUGUUCGUUAUGAUCCUGACGUGAUUGGUCCUCGAGACAUUAUAAAAAUUGUUCAGGAAAUUGGUUUUCAAGCAUCUUUGGCUAAAAGAGAUCCAAAAGAUCAUAACUUGGAUCACAAACAGGAGAUCCAACAAUGGAAGAAAUCAUUUUUAUGCAGCCUGGUGUUUGGUAUUCCAGUUUUGGGCUUAAUGGUUUAUAUGUUAUUACCCAUGGAUGACCAUCAUGGAUCAAUGGUGCUGGAGCAAAACUUGAUUCCUGGACUGUCUAUUCUUAACCUUCUCUUCUUUGUACUUUGCACUUUGGUUCAGUUCCUGGGUGGAUGGUACUUCUAUAUCCAAGCCUACAAGUCAUUAAAGCAUAAAAUGGCCAAUAUGGAUGUCCUGAUAGUAAUGGCCACAUCAACUGCUUACAUCUAUUCAUGUACCAUUUUGAUAGUUGCAGUUAUUGAAAAGGCUGAACAGAGUCCUGUCACAUUUUUUGACACCCCACCAAUGCUAUUUGUAUUCAUAGCUCUUGGGAGAUGGCUAGAACACAUAGCAAAGAGUAAAACAUCAGAAGCGCUUGCUAAAUUAAUUUCUCUUCAAGCUACAGAAGCUGUUAUAGUGACACUUGGACCUGACAAUUGCAUAAUCAGAGAAGAGCAAAUUUCUGUAGAACUAGUUCAGCGAGGAGAUAUUGUAAAGGUAGUCCCUGGUGGAAAAUUUCCAGUUGAUGGAAAAGUGAUUGAAGGCAAUUCUAUGGCCGAUGAAUCUCUUAUAACAGGAGAAGCCAUGCCAGUUACUAAAAAACCCGGCAGCACGGUUAUUGCGGGUUCUCUCAAUGCACACGGCUCUGUGCUUGUAAAUGCAACUCAUGUUGGCUCUGAUACCACCCUGGCACAAAUUGUGAAACUAGUUGAGGAAGCUCAGAUGUCAAAGGCACCCAUCCAGCAGCUAGCUGACAGAUUUAGUGGUUAUUUUGUUCCAUUUAUCAUAAUAAUUUCAACAGCAACCCUGAUAACAUGGAUUGUAAUUGGAUUUAUACAGUUUGAUGUUGUACUGAAAUAUUUUCCUAAUCACAGCAAACACAACUCAAAAGCCGAAAUUAUCAUACGGUUUGCUUUCCAGACCUCCAUCACAGUGCUGUGCAUUGCAUGUCCUUGUUCUUUGGGCCUGGCUACUCCAACUGCUGUGAUGGUGGGCACUGGAGUUGCUGCUCAGAAUGGUAUUCUAAUCAAAGGUGGGAAACCCCUGGAAAUGGCACACAAGGUGAAGACAGUGAUGUUUGAUAAAACUGGGACUCUGACUUAUGGUGUUCCCAGAGUCGUGCGUGUUCUCUUGCUAGGAGACACAGAAGCUACCCUGUCUCUGAAGAAAUUCCUUGUUCUCGUUGGUACUGCCGAAGCCAGCAGUGAGCAUCCUUUAGGAAUGGCUGUUACUCAGUAUUGCAAAGAGGAACUUGGCACAGAGAUCCUUGGAUGCUGUAAAAAUUUUCAGACAGUUCCUGGAUGUGGAAUAAGCUGUAAUGUUAGCAGCACUGAAAUCAUAUUGGGUGAUGAGCAGGAUGUGAUCAGUCUCCGCCCUCAUAUUUAUGGCUUUGAUAAAGGUGUUAAAGAUCAGACUCCACUUCCCAAAGUAAGGGAUACUGCAGUGUCUCAAACUUACUCCGUGUUGAUUGGGAAUCGGGAGUGGAUGAGACGGAAUGGCCUGCAUAUCUCCAGUGAUGUUCAUGAGGCCAUGAGAGAUCAUGAAAUGAAAGGACAGACAGCAAUUCUGAUGGCUAUAAAUGGUGCGCUUUGUGGCAUGAUGGCAAUAGCAGACACAGUCAAGCCAGAGGCAGCCUUAGCAAUGCACAUAUUGCAGAAUAUGGGCGUGGAUGUGGUGCUUAUUACAGGAGACAAUAGGAAAACAGCCAAAGCAAUUGCAACUCAGGUUGGGAUCAGAAAAGUAUUUGCUGAGGUUCUCCCUUCUCACAAAGUAGCCAAAGUUCAGGAGCUCCAAACUUCUGGAAGAAAAGUUGCCAUGGUUGGAGAUGGGGUCAAUGACUCACCAGCGCUGGCCCAGGCUGAUGUUGGCAUUGCUAUCGGAACAGGCACAGAUGUCGCCAUUGAAGCAGCAGAUGUUGUGCUGAUUCAUAAUAAUUUGCUUGAUGUGGUUGCAAGUAUCCAUCUAUCCAGGAAGACAAUGAAGAGAAUCCGAAUAAACCUAAUCCUGGCCUUAAUAUACAACCUCAUUGGCAUACCCAUAGCAGCAGGAGUAUUUAUGCCUUUAGGACUUGUGCUACAGCCAUGGAUGGGGUCAGCUGCAAUGGCUGCAUCUUCAGUAUCCGUAUUACUCUCUUCCCUGCAGCUAAAAUGUUACAAGAAAACUGUCCUGGAAAAAUAUGAAGCUGAGGCUCAAGGCUGCAUGAAGCCACUGACUCCUUCCCAAAUUAGUGUCCAUAUUGGGAUGGAUGACCGGAGACAAAAACCUCCCAAAUUAGCCACCUGGGACAAUAUCAGUCAAGUGUCUCUCUGUUCCCUGACUUCAGACAUGGCAUCAGUUGACUUGGAGGCUGAAGCAGACAAAUGGUCAUUGCUCACCAACAAUCAGGAUGAAGACCAAUAUAUUUAAAGGCUAUAAUCUGAUACUGAGCAGCAGGUUUCAAGGAUGGGACUAAGAGCAGCUUAAGAUUCUGUUUCUGGAGCAUCUACAGAGAAGUGCGUUUGGUGUGCACUGGCUGCCUGUUCUCAUUUGAAUGGAGGAGUGUACUUUCAACUGAUCCUGGUGGCUCCUGGAUUAGGUUAGGGGCUAAUUAUAAUGUGUGAUUCAAACUAUAGAGCAGUGCUUGCAUUUCAGUACCAAAUACUGAAUACCACAUGUUUAGAUCAAUAUCAGAAAAGCCAUAUACUCAUAAAGGUCAGAAUAAGAUUGUUGAAAUGAAUGAUCAGGCUGGUUAUACUUGAGGGAGGGACAUGGAGGAGAAGUAAUCAUACUCUUUAGGACAGAGGUCCCUAACCCCUGGUCCGUGGACCAACACUGGGCCGCAGCAUACCGCGCAAAGAAGUGAAGCCCCAUCUGCUGAAUGCAGGCAGCACACGAAACCACACCCCCUCUGGUCUGUGGAAAAAUCUUUCUCCACAGAACCGGUCCCUGGUGCCCAAAACGUUGGGGGCCUCUGCUUUAGGAUAUGCAGUAUAUUCAUAUUUGCAGUCUGUUUUUACUGCUUUCUCUUAAAGAAGACAAAAUAAAAGAGAAGCACAAAACCUUCAGGCUUAUUCAUAUCAUGUGCAUUUUAUAAUAGUGGAUCAAGCAACGUAUGGAAAGUUGUUCCAUAUAUUUUGUUUCCUCUUAAUGAUGCUGAAUCCCAUGUUCUGUAUCUCCCUCAAGUUCCAUAAAAAGGCAAAUGUUUCAUGUUUCAGAAGGCAACAAAAGUAGAGUAUUGUUAGGUGUGGCAGUUCCCUAAACAUUCUAAUAAGAAUUUAUAUUUAUCUUUUUUUAAUAUUGGAAUUAGAGCAGUGCUCCAAAUAUUGGAAAAUAGGCAUGGAAGUUUUUUUUUAAAAAAAUUAUAAUUAAACAAAUUCUAGUAAAUAAAUCCAUUCUUUUUCCUAAGUGAAAUAAAUAAACCCAUCUUUAUA